Molecule: messenger RNA, 3597 nt
Organism: Fukomys damarensis (Damara mole-rat)
Lineage: Eukaryota; Metazoa; Chordata; Mammalia; Rodentia; Bathyergidae
Product: cyclin-Y-like protein 1
Exons: 10
Coding region: 637-1716 (359 amino acids)
Biological process (GO): regulation of canonical Wnt signaling pathway; regulation of cyclin-dependent protein serine/threonine kinase activity
Cellular component (GO): plasma membrane
Molecular function (GO): protein kinase binding; cyclin-dependent protein serine/threonine kinase activator activity
Source: RefSeq, a predicted model, not a curated record
UUCAAACCAAGACUGACAGUAGAGGAACAAAACAAUUAACAAUCAACAAUCUGGAGGCAACUAAGUUCUCUGAGAAAAAUGAGAGCUGGACGAGUUACCUAUGGAACCAGCUUCUUAUUAACUGGGUCUUUUUAUAAAGUCUGUUGACCCAGAGUACCUGUAUAAUUACAAAAGCCAGAGAGGCUCCAGGCAGCACCUGACAAUGGAAACAAUGGAAACAUCGUAGACUCUGUGUGAGGGAGAUGACAGCCCCAGGUGGGCAGGGGUAUUUUGAAUCAAAUGCCUGGGUGCCAGUUGGGUGGGCAUGUGGAUGGAACUCUGGUCAUGAUUGGCUCCUGGUAGCCAGGUGACACAGGAUGCAUUCCAGUUGGCAGGUGCUGGCCUAGCGCUUUCAGUUGGUUGGAGGUGGCUGAAGGAGGAAGAGCUCUGACCUGCUAUCUGGCAGUGGCUUUGGCUCUUAGCACUUUAAGUAAUUGGAUCACAGCCCCUCAGAAGACCAGUCAACUUGGGGGUUUGGGGGAGGGUGGCCGAGGGUAGGGCCAGCCUGCUGGCCAGAGGGCAGGUGAAAGAACAGCAGUCUGCCUCUGCAUUGCUGAGCUGCUCAAGUGGGGCCGAGCCAAGGUUCAGUGGUGCCCCAUGGGGAACAUUCUGACCUGUUGUGUGGCCCCCAAUGCCAGCCGCAAGCCGGGCCGGCGCAAGGGGACAGUGGAGCCAGACUACGCGUCUGAGAUCUAUGGAGCAGUGGCUGGAGAUGCAGGGGCACAAGCACCUGCCUCCCAGGAGACCGAGGAGUUUCUCAUGGGAACCAGGGAUGGCUGCCACCUGCACCACAUCAGUGACCGGGAGAUGCCCCAAGGUGCAGCUCUGGAAUCAAACCCUUCUGACCUUCCAAGUGCAAGGACAAUUUUCCUGAACAAAUUUCAAGCAUAUGUGCAUGAUCAGAAGGAGAGCACCUAUUUCAACCAUGUGUCUCCAGGGCAGCUUCUGAGGAUGUACAGCUCCUGCUCCACGAUAUUUCUAGAUGACAGCACACUCAGCCAGCCCAGUCGUAGGAACAUGGUGCAGUGUGUGACCUUAGCAGUAUAUUACCACAUAAAGAACAGGGACGCAGACAGAUCCCUGGGUAUCUUUGAUGAGCGACUGCAUCCACUCACAAGAGAGAAGUUUCCGGAGGAAUACUUUGAGUAUGAUCCUGAACACAAAUGCAUUUACAGAUUUGUUGCUGUUAUUUUUAAUGCUGUGUGGUUACCAGCUGAAUGUGCAAUAAUAACUUUGGUCUACUUGGAAAGGCUUCUGUCCUAUGCUGAGAUAGACAUCUGCCCUACCAACUGGAGAAGGAUUGUCCUGGGAGCCAUUCUUCUUGCCUGCAAGGUCUGGCACGAUGAGGCUGUGUGGAAUAUGGACUUCUGCCGGAUCCUCAAGGAUGUUACACUUGAGGACAUGAAUGAGCUGGAAAGGCAGUACUUGGACCUGCUUGAAUUUAAUGUUAAUGUGUCUGCCAGUGUGUAUGCCAAAUACUACUUUGACCUCCGCUCUUUAGCAGAUGAAAACAACAUGUAUUUUGUGUUUGCACCUCUCACCAAAGAGCGAGCACAGGACCUAGAGGCCAUGUCACGAUCGUGUGAAGACAAAGACUUGUGCAGAGCUGCUAUGAGAAGAUCUUCCAGCGAUGGCAAUUUCACCGGCAUUGGACUGACCAAUGCCGUCCUGUCCUAAGAGGGAGAAAUGGGGGCCAUGACAUCACGGACCCCUCACGUGCAAAGCUGGAGAAGUUCUGUCCCUCUUGCUAGAACAACAAGAACAAGAAGAACAAUCACAGUCACAGAAACAGCAAAGUUAGUAUUUUCCCCACAGCCCCUCCCGGACAGUGACAGCCGCGCUGCACGGAAGGAGCGGCAUCGUCAAAGCAGCGACUCACUUCAGUCCUCACCGGUGUGAGCAGAACUGCCAGGGCUGCAAAGCACAAGCUCCUGGCUCACACAGGCCUUUGCUUACUUCACCGGCCAAUGCUCGUGAGCCCUGUGGGGCUUUUGAAUUGAGUUUAAAUUUAAACUAAUUUAAGAUUUUAAUUAUUUUUAAAAUCAGAUUUAAAACACUACCCAUAUAAUUGUAUGUUUUUCUACUUGCCCCUUCCCAUGUUGCUGCGUAUGCCUUUAGGAUCGAUACAGUAUUACUAUUAAAAUGUGGGGAUCUUUUUCAUCGCCCGGUUCCGGGAAUGAAACCCAGGGUAUUAGCCAUGUCCUCCUAGCAGAUUCUCUCCCACUGACUCCCCCACCAGCCCCCAAAUGGGAGUGUUGUGCAGGGACACCGCUGAGGAAUAGGCUGUAGAACUGUCGAGGGCUGAAGGCUCUUCCGCCUGUGCUCUCGUCGAGUUGCUAGUCAUAAUUGUCAGUCACUUUAAACCCAGGAGCUGGCGGAGGACACCUGCCACUCAUGUCUUUUGCAAGCAUGACUUAGUAGCGUUGUGACAUGUUUGUGGUCCUAAAGAGAAAUCAUCGGUUUUUGACUCUUUCUAUGAAGUCCAUGCUGCAUCUCAUGAACCAUGAGUGGUGACUCAUUUUCUGAUGAACAUCCUCUUGUUAAGUAAAUAUAUUAGAAGGUAUUUUCGUGGUACAUCCCAACACGAGGGCCAGUGAUCAUAGCCAGUAGUAAGAUUCAGGGUGUCCCAAAGUGUCAGCGCAGUUCUAAGCCACAGACUAAUAUGCCUGUGCCUUCCAGGGCGCUGCAGCAGGUGCAAAGGCUGCAAGCUUUUACCAAAGAGUAUGUGAAAGUUUCAGUUUUGCAAAUUUGGAAUAUUAAGCUUUUAUUCUUAAUGUUUUCUAGUCUCUCAAAGAGAUUAGGAGGAAUUGGAACAAAAAAUUACAAUUAAAAGCUUAAUAUUAUACAUUUACAAAAUUAAAUGGUGAUAUUUUAGAUGAUAUUUUAUAACAUUGCAGCUUCUCUACUUCUCCUGGCAUCAACGCUUAAAAUUACACCAAGAUUUUUGGAUGCUUCGUAUUGCACAGUUUCCCUCAUGUGUUUAAAUAGUUCUUUGAGGGCCGAACAGUAUCUGCUUUGAUUGCUUAGAUUUUUCUCUAGGUUUGGUGAAGGAAGAAUUUUAGGACCAGCGUUAAUUCACAUGUAAUAAAAAGGAAAUGGACCCCAGUAGCAGCAAGUGAUACAAAAGUUCCUUCUAAAGUCCAGCCUGCAUUUCAGGUCGCCCCAUUUCAAGUCCUCCUAUUUAAGAGGGACUUACCUGAACCUUAGGAGCAUUGCUGAAGGCUUCGAAGGGCAGAGACGAAUUUGAGGAGAUUUACAACAAUGUUCCCUAAAUUUGAAAUAUUAAAAAAUCAGUGCUCUUGCCAUGUGAAAUCGAUUUUUCUGCCUUUUCAAAUGUAACCCUAGGAAUCUUGCCUGUAAUGAAGCCCUCGUGGGCUAGGAAUACUUUCCCCCAGUGUUGCACUGCCUCACACAACUGCAUGCUGCAGUUUCCACCAUUUUGCACAAGAGAUGUAGGUGACACUCAAUGGCACAGAAGUACCACAAGCUACCACUGCUAAAGAAGUGUUUAUGGAAUUUCAAGCUGGAAGAUUUGAGUGUUAUUUUGAAAAAAAUGCU